AGCGGCAGUAGCUACCGCCGGGCUUCCGACUUUUAAUGUAGCCCACUUAAUCGGCAAACGCCGCUAGUGAGGCUAGAACUCUGGAACUGUGAGGUCACUGAAGCUAGGAAUACUCUUCCACUGCAAAUGAGGGAGUUCGAGAUGGUGCAAUCUCAGAACACAUCAAGCACUUCUCUGGUAUAUGCGAUAAUGAGGAUCUCUCUGCUACCUUAGCUGUGCGUCAUUUGAUAUAUUGGCCAAUAGGAUUCUCGGAGACAGCGCUAUAGUCACCUAGGGGACGAGUUGGAUGAUUCGAGUCGAAUGCAAACGUACACCGAGACGAUAAGCUCCUAACAUAUCACGUUCACACAAGUAACUACGCAAAUGCCUUCCGAUCCCCUGCCCCAAUAGACCAAUGGACGACUAUCCAGCAGGUAGCCUGGACCAUAAUGUCCCAUUCCUCAUCGUCUCCGGCCUCAGCACUGCUCCUACCAAGUCUAAUUUAAAAGACCCAGGCCUUAGAGAGCAGGCCGUUCUUGUCCGUUCAGAGAUACCGCCUGUAGAGAGUCGGGAGGCCAAGAUCAUUCUUCGAUGCAUUCAAGAGAGGGACGCUACCAAUCUUCCGUGGAAUUCCCAAGACUCUUCGAAGAGAUACAAAUUUAAGAUCAAACCUAUUGGGAGGGAAUUCCUAUUGCCACCUCGUCGCGCUCGUCUCCCCGAAAACUUCGAGGAGCCUUCAUCUCCACUUAUCCUUCACUCGCCAUUCUCUCCUCUUAGUCCAGGUUCUAGUCUAUAUCCAGAUGGUUUAAUAGAUACACGAUGGCUUCAAAAACACCAGGAGCUCGUCCCUAGUAUAUGUUUGACUUUCUAUAGUUUAACCUCUGACUCUACGCUCGCUACCCUACACGAUAACCAACUCAAGGCGGACAUAAAUGCGGUCAAGAAUGCCAUUGGCCAAUCCGGCCAUAGGUGUCGGCUUGUUGUGGUUAUACUUAGUGACCAGUCACCAAGUACCGUAGGCCAGUUUCAGGAAAGACUGGAGAACGUUAGGAGGAGCACUGGAUUGGAUCCGAAGAAUUCACUUUUCGUUCUACCUACCCAACGACCUGAGGCAGACUUAGAGAAUGCGGUCGACAGUGUUCUAACCGCGGUAUUCGAUCAAGCGACCGAAUACUAUCGUGAUCUUGGUAGACAUGCGCGUAAAAAGAAGGCAAGGGGAUAUGCGCCGCAGCCAACUAUCCCCCCUACCACCGGUACUUCUCACACCUUAUCUUUGCAAGGUUGGAAUGUUCGCUACGACUUCAAAACAGCCGUAUUUGCAGAGUUCCGCCAGGAAAUCGACACUGCCUUACGUUCUUACGAGCAAGCUUACGACACCUUACUCGGUGCCGACGUUCUCGAAACGAUUCCGGGUUGGAGUCCUAGAUUUAACGAUGCGCGGCUUUUGGCUGAUAUAAUAACUAUUCGAUCCUUGAAGUGCUUAUUAUGGACUGGCCAAAGUACUGCCGCUGUCAGGAGAUGGCAGGCACAUCAUGACAGGAUAUGUGAUCUAGUCGAUAGAAGGGGCCGAGGAACGCAGAAUUACGGGUGGAAAGCCUGGGAAGCAAUAUGGAGCACGGUUAUGGCUAACCUGAUCGAAAAAGUACAAUUUCCUGAAUUACAACCGUCUGCUAUCUUGCCGUACCGGCCGCCGGAAAAGAAUCUUUCGGCGGAGCGCCUGCAGCCAUGGGAGCUUCUUCAUCAUCAGGGCUAUUGGUAUCGAGUUGCUGCACGACACUUAUCCAGUAGACGAAGGCUGGCGUUGUCGAUACCCGAAGAUGAUCGGAAAUCUCCCGACCAGUCCUCGGCAUCUCAACUGAGAAAAGGAUAUAGUUAUGAUACUUAUAUGUGCCCAGAGCCUCACCAUGAGUAUCCGUCGGUUGGGACCGGUGUCAAUCAUAGCCAAUUGAUUCUUGAUCGCUUGAUGCUAGCACGAAAUGAAUUCCAAAAGCGACAUCAAAUUCGGACUUCAGCAGAACUAGCACUUGAGGCCGCUAGGGAGUUUGAGAGGAUGCAAAGGUGGAAGGACAUCAUGAACCUACUAGCCCCUCUGUGGAGAGAUAUGUCCUUUCGCACGGAAGGGCGGUGGGAUAUCAUGGAAGCUGUGUGUUGGAUUUUAAGGGGUGCAGCUGUGAAAGUUGGCCAAAAAGAUCUGAUUGUCGCUAUUGAUUGGGAGCUUCUAAAUAGAGGAUUUUCCAGGCGGCCAGGUUGGCAUUACGACAUAACGAAGGCGUUAGACGGCGUGGCCGUCGAUGGACAACCCCUUAUUGAUAUCAGCGACGAGCAUGUGACAUCAUUCAUACAAGCUUCUUUCGUCUUCAAGAAUGAAGAAGGAAAAGCGGGCCAGAGCUGCCCUGCUCAGCUUUCGAUUACUUCUAAUGCUUUCCCGGAUGCCAUCCCAGUGGUCUUAAGUGCAAUUCGAGUCGAGUUUGAAGGCAGUCUACGCACAAUACGACUAAAACAUGAUCCCGGGGAUAAGCAGACAUCGUCGUCUCCAAAAGUCCGGGUCACAAAGACAGCUUUAGUCGAGGCGGAGGCUACCGAUGAUGAGGAUUCCGACGAUUCUUCUGAGACGGGUUCUCAGACAACUUCGAUUAUCCUGGAGGGAAUGGACGACUUAACCGUAUUGCCAGGUCAAACGCGGGUCUUUGAAAUGGACGUCGCGCUACGUGAGCCUGGUGAUGCAAAUGCAUCUUCAAUACAGAUAUCAAUGGCUCCGAAAUCUUUCAUACUCAGAUACACAAUUGGAAUACGGGAUACCAAUUCGGUGGGUCUAUGGUAUUCUCAAUCAUCAUCCAGGAAGAAAGUUACACGGAUAAAUCCGCACAAAAUCAACGUGCUUCCAAGGCCUCCUAAGAUGGAGGUCAGGCUUGUGAAUACGCUUGAGCAGUAUUACGCAAGCGAAUCUAUCGAGCUUGAACUGGAGGUCCUUAACGAAGAAGAUGUAGAUGCGAUCACUAAAUUAGAUGUACUUUUCUCUGGACAUGACGUCCCGAGCUUUAAAGUACAGGAUCAAGACGGCGGAGAACGGCCAAGUUCGGCAGAGCCCGCAGAAUCAAAACUUGAUGGAAUACCACUUGGAACAAUACCAAGCUCUAAAUCCAUAAGAGCUAAAAUUAUCCUUGAUCCGGCCAAGGGUCCUAUCGUUUGCAACUUAUUGGUGAAAGCACGGUACCAUCUUGUGUCGGAUCCAGGAACACCGAUCAUCCAGCAAGAAACCUACCACCUAAAUAUCGUCAACCCCUUUGAGGCGAGUUACGACUUGUCUCCUAGAUUACAUUCCGAGUGGCCGAGUUAUUUUAGCAUUGAAGAUCCUCGUCACGCACCCGAAAGGGACCAACCUGCCGGCUCUUUUCGAGGAAUAGCACAGAAAUGGUCGCUUGCCACCCGUUACGCCUCCUUUGCACACGAAGACCUGGCUAUACUAGAUCUCGACGUAAAUGUCCUCUCCACGCAGGGCAACGCGCGCUGCACGACGUCCAAAACCCAGACGACGGCCGGAGACGGCGUCACGAUCAGCCCCAAGACGAUCGAGGAAGCUCAAUUCGAGCUCGUAGCCCAGAAGCAGGACCUCGACGACAGGGCACCGGCCACGGCCGACCUCGCUUUCACCAUUAAGUGGCGGCGCCUCACCUCACCGGAGAAUACCGUGAACACCACCAUCCUACCUCUCCCCCGCUUCUUCGUCACGACCUCCGAGCCCCGCGUCCUAGCCGGCGUCUCGUAUUACGCACCGCCGCCCGGCCUAUCGUCGUCCGCCGAGCAACUGCUGUUCCUAGACAUCACGAUCGAGAACCCGUCCUCGCAUUUCCUCACCUUCGGACUGAUGAUGGACCCCAGCGACGAGUUCGCGUUCUCGGGCGCGAAGACGACGACGCUGAACGUGCUGCCGGUCGCGAGGAGGACUGUCACGUAUAGGCUGUUGCCGUUGGUGAGGGGCGCGUGGAUUAGACCGACUCUGGUGGUGCGGGAUAAGUAUUUCCAGAAGGUGCUGAAGAUUAUUCCCACCGAGGGCAUGAAGGGCGAUAAGGAUGGCGUAUUGGUGUGGGUGCCGGCGGAGGAUGAGGAGGAUGGUGCGAGUGAAGACGAGGGGGGAGGAGAGGAGAGUGCGAAGUGAAAGUGCGAGUGAGGGAAUGAGUUUAGGGGGGUGAACUGACGGGGCAGAUAUGUAUUACAGAUGCUUAGGGCCGUGCUGACGGUAAGAUGGUGAGGAUAGGGAAGGAGAGGUUGUCACUUUUAGUUGUUUGAUAUAGAGGAAUUAAGGCGCACUCUUACGGUAGUCUGUGGAUAGAAAGUGAAUCCUCAUAAUGAUGACUUGCAUGUUGGAAAUCUGAUUUAACGAAAUUCUUUGACUCGUUACCUAGGUAUCUAGAAUCCUCGUCUUAAGUCAAGAGAGAUAAUCGCGUAUAGUUGUAACAUUG
Annulohypoxylon truncatum is the source of this 4439-nucleotide messenger RNA. Its product is annotated as Gryzun, putative trafficking through golgi-domain-containing protein. The transcript has 4 exons. Bases 395 to 4135 code for a protein of 1246 amino acids. Lineage: Eukaryota; Fungi; Ascomycota; Sordariomycetes; Xylariales; Hypoxylaceae. The record is from RefSeq and is a predicted model, not a curated record.